Colletotrichum navitas is the source of this 921-nucleotide messenger RNA. RefSeq lists its product as uncharacterized. Lineage: Eukaryota; Fungi; Ascomycota; Sordariomycetes; Glomerellales; Glomerellaceae. Bases 1 to 921 code for a protein of 306 amino acids. The transcript is spliced from 3 exons. The record is from RefSeq and is a predicted model, not a curated record.
AUGAAUCCCGUCAACUCCGAACCGUACAACCUUCCGUCCGAUGCAACUUGGCUAAUCACCGGAUGCUCCUCGGGGAUCGGCAAAGCCUUGAGCACAUUGGUCGCCAGCAAGCCCGGCCACCGCCUGAUCGCCACGGCCCGGAACCCCGUCGACCUCGCGUACCUCCCCGACGACGACAGCAGGGGGAACAUCCUGAAGCUGCCCCUCGACGUGACCUCCGCGGCGUCCGUCAACGGCGCCUUCGCCGCGGCCGAGGAGCACUUCGGCCCGGGUUUCCGCCUCGACGUCGUGGUCAACAACGCCGGGUACUCGCUCUCGGGCGACACCGAGUCCGCGACCGAGGAGGAGACGCACCGGGAGCUCGAGACCCUCUUCUUCGGCACCGCGCGCGUUACGACGCGCGCCGUCGAGAACAUGCGCCAGUCCGCGGACCGCCGUGGCGGCGUCGUCUUCAACGUCUCGUCCCUCGCCGGGCAGUGCGGCUUCCCCGGGCACGCGUACUACCACGCCGGGAAGUGGGCCGUCGAAGGCUGGACCGAGUCCGUCGCGAGAGAGAUGCAUCCCCAGUGGAACAUCAACUUUUGCAUUCUGGAGCCGAGCGGCGUCAGGACAAACUUCGAAGGGCACAGCAAGGCUCGCACCGCGCCUCAUCCGGCGUACGCCGGGGCCGACAUGCCGGCUCGCGUGCUCGAAAAGUAUGUGGAGAUGGGAAUAAAGUCGGGAAGGCUGACUGAGCCGUCGGCCAUCGCCGAGGCCAUCUACGGCAUCGCCAGCCGUGGCGAGCGCGUUCCGUUACGCGUUCCCCUCGGCGGGCCUGCCUGGAACUUCAUCAGGCAGAAGUUUGAGUCCGGCUUGGCGGAUCUUGACAAGGUUAAAGAACUCAGCAUGAGUGUCCAGAAUACAUUGGGUGCCGGCAAAUAG